GGAAAUAAAAAGCAAAAAAUAAUCCUAAAAUUUCCAGAGAGAUAGGAGGGGGAUGGGGCAGAGAAGAAGAGCGAGAUAGCAGCCUCUGGAGUCGACCUUGAGCGUACGCGGCGAGAGAGAUUAUGCCGUUGCCAUUUCUGAAAAUAGGGACAGGAAAAUUCAACAUGAAGGAAGGGUUUUCACUUUCUUCAUCGGAAGUUUAGAGCUUCUAAUGAAGCUUUUGGAUUCAACAAUUAGGCGGGCAGAACGAGAAGGUGGAGGGGGAGGGCAGAAGCAUUGGCCUCGCAAGAGGGUAGCAAGAGAAAUUGUGAAAGCGGCAUUUAUUUAUUUUGAUUCAUUCCAUACCCCUUUUAUUUCAACCGCCACUGGCUGUUGUUGCAAAAUAAUUCAUCUUGUGCCGGAUCGGCCAUGCACCAUUGGCAGGAGCCACCAGUCUUGUGACUACGUGCUUGAGGACCGUCGAGUUAGUAAGCAGCACUGUCAGAUACUCUUUGAUGGCUUUCACCGCAAGAUUUUCAUAUUGGACGGAGGAAGAUUUAGGACAAAAGGAGAUCUUGAUAAACUGGAAGAGACAGCGGUUAGGCCUUCUCUGAAUGGGAUUUUUCUCAAUGGGUUUAAGAUAGGAAAGGACACCCUCAAAGAGUUGUCUGCUGGAGACGAGGUUUCAUUUGUUUGUCAAAAUGAACGUCUUGCUGGGUUUCUUAUCCAAAGGAUUGUUUUUACAGAGGAGGCUCUGGAGGGGAGAGGGGAAGCAGCAUCCUCGGGCCCAAUUAAUCCUUCUCCUACAUCUGAAAGUGAUGACCUUAUAACUAGGAGAGCAAACUUCUAUUUAGGUCAGUGCAGAUGCAUAUUGAAUAGUGAUGACCCAAUCUCUUAUAUUCGAGGAUUUGUUACUUCAUAUAGUGAAAUUCAAGGCCUAUGUUCUUGCAGCAGCAGACUGAACAAUUUUCCGAGCUUUCUAUUAAGCACUGAUGCUAAAUUGUCUCCCGUUCUCAAGGGAAUCCCAUGGCCCAGCCAGGGCUUGCAAAAUGUUGAGAGUUCUGAAAAUAUAAGGGCCAACAGGCUACAAUUGAAUUCUAUUUUCCUUAACAGGCAAUCAGUACUAGUUUCUGAGUUAAACCCUUCUCCAACAUGUGUUCCGGUUCCUCGUUAUCAAUUAUAUCAACUUGAUCAUGCUGGAUUUCCUCAUGCUGAUGUGAUUGCCAGUGCUAAACCUAAGACUCUGUCCUCGAAUUCUAUGGGCAAGGAGAAUGAUCAACAAUUUCAUGGUGUUAUGCAUAAUAAAACUUGGGGCACAUCUUGUCCCCCACCUGGAAAGAAGUUUUAUCUAAAUCGCCUUGAAUUCAUGAAUUAUAGUUCAUCUGGUAAUCAUACUGUCAUUUCUUUGCCAGAGCUUCUUUUUCCUGUUGAAAACCUUUCACGGAUAUUUGUUGCGACAUUUACAAGCGAUGUUUUAUGGUUUUUAUCAUAUUGCAAGGUUCCUGGACAUCUGCCUGUCACAAUUGCAUGUCAUCACACUGAAAGAUGUUGGAGUUCAAGUGCUGACAAAAGGGCAUAUGUGCCUUACUCUGAUUAUCCAAACUUGGUCAUUGUGCAUCCUCCUUUUCCUGAGGCCAUUGCCUUUGGUAGAGACCGCAAGAAAUUAGGUGUUGCUUGCCAUCACCCAAAGUUGCUUGUUUUGCAAAGAGAAGAUAGUAUUCGUAUCAUCAUUACUUCUGCAAACUUAGUGGCAAAACAGUGGAACAGUGUGACCAAUACCGUUUGGUGGCAAGAUUUCCCCCGGAUAAGUCCGCCUGAUUAUUCCUCUAUUUUUACUCAAUUUUGUGAUGGAGAAAUAAAUCUAGAUUCAAGAUCAGAUUUUGCUGCUCAGCUGGCUGGAUUUAUGGCAUCUCUUGUGAUUGAUGUGCCCAGUCAGGCCCAUUGGAUUAUGGAGUUGACUAAGUAUGAUUUUAAAGGGGCUACUGGACACCUGGUUGCUUCAGUACCUGGAAUUCAUUUCCAUAGAACUCCCCAUGCAUCAAAAUCUAUGCAAUUCUUACAUGCUAAUCAGAAUGCAUCAUGUUCAUUUGGUAUGAAGUUCUUAGGUUCAAUUGAAGCAUCUAUAGUUGGUUUAAGCCACCUUUUUCACACUGCAGCAGAUGCAAAUGGUGCACAUCUCAAGAAAUUGGCUGCUUUCCUUGGGAAGUGCCACAAAAAUGAAUAUGGAAUGUCAGAGAUUGUUUUAAGAAGAAAUAGUAACAUACCUGCAGAUUCAAAUGCUGUAAGCAUUCUUGUUCCUGAACCAGUUGAGCAUUCUGAAGGAGAUUGCAUUCAACUUGGGUUUUUGCCUAGAGAUGUUGCGAAGUGGGUUUCUCCUUUAUGGGAUAGUGGCUUCUUCAGAUUCUCUGGAUAUGUUUGUCCUAUGGAAGCUCUUGCAGUUGCCUUAGGGGGUAAAACCCACAAAGUACAAUUGAUACUGUAUGUAUCACAGGGAGCUAGCUUUUCAUAUAUAUUAAAGAUGAUGCAACCAGAACAUCUUUCUGCAAUCUGCUCUCUUGUUGCAUCACUAAAGAGGUGUGUAGGCCUCUGGCGACUACAAGAGAUUUUAGGUGGAUACCAAUGGCCUGAAUCACAAGAAACUGAUUUCAUUUAUGGUUCAUCCUCAAUUGGAUCAUCAAUCAAUGCACAAUUUCUAGCUGCAUUUUCUGCAGCUGCUGGAAAGAGGUCAUUGCAAUUCUUUGAAUCUGACGAGUCUGAUCCAGAGUGGGGUUGCUGGAGUGCUAGUCAAGAAUCAAGAAGUCCAUCCAUUAAAAUUGUUUUCCCCACUAUUGAAAGAGUAAAAAAUUCAAGUUGUGGAAUCUUGCCUUCAAGACGCAUACUUUGCUUCUCAGAGAAAACAUGGCAACGGUUGAAGAAUGUAAGCACAAUUCAUGAUGCAAUUCCUCAUCCCAGUGAUAGAGUGAAGCAUCCAAUGCAUGUCAAGCAUGCUUUCUGAGCAGGUGGCACAAAGACGCUUUCAGUCAAAAAUGGAUUCAUCUUCCUUUGGGUGGGUCUAUUGUGGGUCACAUAACUUCAGUGCAGCUGCUUGGGGACGUCCAAUUUCCAAUCCUUUUGGAAUAAAAACAACUGGAACUCACAAAGCUGACUCUUGCUUCGAUCAGAGGCUUCACAUUUGUAACUAUGAACUUGGGAUCAUUUUCAUUUUCCCCCCAUCAGCUACAAAAGGUAACGGCAACCAAAGUAGUACAAACUUGGAUGAUGUAGUUUUGCCGUUUGUCAUGCCUGCCCCAAAAUAUGGCCCCAGAGAUAGACCUGCAACAACUCAAGCCAUGACAGAGGCAUUAGCUGAACUUACUGAGCAAGAGCAUGAAAAACUUGUAGCAGCAACAAAUACUGAAGAAAUGAUAGAAGAGGAGCUCCCAGAUGAGGAAGAGGCGGUAGAGGUAACUGACCAUGUUGCAGAGGAGAAGGAAGAAGAGAAGGCUUAUGCUGAGCUGCUGUGGAGUCAGGUUGAUUCAUCUCAAAGCUGUUGAAUUCCGAAUGAGGAAUGCUGGGAGCAGUAGUCAGUCAAUUAAGACAUUGGCUCCUUUUAUCCUAAUCACCUGUUGGCGAGCCCUGUAGAGUAUGUUGUCCUUGUAUUACAUUGAUUCAGAGGGAGUCGUGUAAAUUUGUUUUCAUAUUUCAAGAUGGCAGCUUUGGGCCUGAAAUGAAUGAGUAUUAAGGUCACAUUUGGAACAUUGAAACAUAAAAUGGGAAUGAAGAUCAAUUCAAUCUCCCUUCAUUAAUUUAUUUGGAUAAUUUUUUAGAAUGAGAAUAGAAAUAAAAAAUUUAUUGCUAUGGAAA
Messenger RNA from Vitis vinifera (wine grape), 3822 nucleotides. RefSeq lists its product as uncharacterized. The transcript has 13 exons. Gene Ontology annotation, cellular component: nucleus. Gene Ontology annotation, biological process: DNA repair. The record is from RefSeq and is a predicted model, not a curated record. Bases 212 to 2974 code for a protein of 920 amino acids. Lineage: Eukaryota; Viridiplantae; Streptophyta; Magnoliopsida; Vitales; Vitaceae. Gene Ontology annotation, molecular function: phosphoric diester hydrolase activity; protein binding; zinc ion binding.